Molecule: messenger RNA, 1341 nt
Organism: Recurvomyces mirabilis
Lineage: Eukaryota; Fungi; Ascomycota; Dothideomycetes; Mycosphaerellales; Teratosphaeriaceae
Exons: 5
Coding region: 1-1341 (446 amino acids)
Biological process (GO): transmembrane transport
Cellular component (GO): plasma membrane
Molecular function (GO): transmembrane transporter activity
Source: RefSeq, a predicted model, not a curated record
AUGGAAGCCCAAGCUAAGGAAAAUGUCGAUGGGACUUCUGGGACACAGCAACCUGACACAGGUCCGACUCUAGCACCUACAACGACGAAUCCCGAGAUUGAAUUAGCAAUGAUGGCAUAUCUGGACGAUCAUCCAGCUGCGAUCAGACGGCUGCAAGAACAUCAGCUACAGCAUGCUCAGACCGUUGGUAGGCCUGGAGUUCCCACGAUCAAUAUCCAGAUGCUUCCGUUCGGUGGAGGAAAGCCUUACCCGCCAGCUCUGCUCAAUGCGGACGACUACGUUGUCGGAUUCGACGGACACCAUGAUCCAAUACAUGCGCAAAAUUGGAGCCGAGGAAAGAAAGUCGGCAUCACAGCUAUCCUUGUGCUGGACUCCUUGGCGGCCACACUCGCUUCGUCGAUUUUCUCGCCCGGCAGUGUCGAUGUUGAAACGUAUUUCGAAGUUGGACCGGAGGUCACGACUCUGGCUAUCUCUGUGUUCAUUUUAGGCUAUGCUUUUGGACCUCUGGCUUUUGGUCCACUAUCUGAGUUGUUCGGGCGACGUCUACCGACUCUUGUCGGAUCCUGUGGCUUUGGCAUCUUCAAUGUCGCGGUAGCCGUCUCUAAAGAUUAUCAAACCUUGGUGAUAUGUCGAUUUUUCGCUGGAGUCUUCGGAUCUUGUCCACUGGCCUUGGUUGCCGCUGUGCUCGCGGACAUGUUCAAUAAUCAGUCCCGCGGCAUAGCGGUCGCGAUAAUUUCAGCGACAAUUCUGUGCGGGCCUCUGGUCGGCCCAAUGAUUGGUGGAUUUAUUGCGAAAUCAUAUCUUGGCUGGCGCUGGACAGCCUAUGUACCAGCUUUCAUGGCUUUCACUUCGUGCGUACUUGCUAUCAUCUUCCAAGAUGAGUCUCAUGCGCCCAGGAUAUCGAUGUACAAAGGAAGCGAGCUUCGGCGUCAGACGCGUAAUUGGGGCAUUCAUGCAAAACAAGAGGAAGUGGAGCUGAGCGUCAAGGAACUCAUGACGAAGAACCUGUCUCGGCCACUUCAGCUUCUCCUUGAAGAGCCAGUGAUUUUGGUCAUCACGGUCUGCACAAGUUUCAUCUAUGGUAUCACCUACCUUUCUUUGUCGGCAUUUGCAACAAUAUUUGGACAGACCCAUCACUUCAGUCGAGGAGUUGCUGGACUCCCAUGUCUCGGGAUGAUAGUGGGUGUCUUCUUGGAACUUUUCGCCGUGAUCUGUACCAACCGCAACUACGUUCGGCAGCUUCGGGCCAACAAUGACGUUCCCAUUCCGGAAUGGAGGAUGCCACUUGCGAUGCUAGGGAGCGUCUGCUUCGCCACUGAUAUCUACUGGGCUGCAAACUAA